Molecule: messenger RNA, 5197 nt
Organism: Oncorhynchus masou masou (cherry salmon)
Lineage: Eukaryota; Metazoa; Chordata; Actinopteri; Salmoniformes; Salmonidae
Product: ras-related protein Rab-18-B-like
Exons: 6
Coding region: 107-1168 (353 amino acids)
Biological process (GO): vesicle-mediated transport
Molecular function (GO): GTPase activity; GTP binding
Source: RefSeq, a predicted model, not a curated record
AACCGGAAGUACGAGAAGUGUUGGUUGUCUUAUCAUUCAGCUCCCCGGCUGACAACACUUCUGGGUCGUAUUUUACAGCUACCCGUUGAAUUGAUAGGAUAGGAAGAUGGAAGACGACGUUUUGACAACACUGAAAAUAUUAAUAAUUGGAGAAAGUGGCGUUGGGAAGUCCAGUCUUCUCUUGAGAUUCACAGAUGACACAUUUGACCCGGAAUUGGCAGCAACAAUAGGCGUUGAUUUCAAAGUGAAGACCAUUUCAGUGGAUGGGAACAGGGCAAAGUUGGCAAUAUGGGACACGGCUGGCCAGGAGCGUUUCCGAACCCUGACGCCUAGUUACUACCGGGGCGCUCAGGGAGUCAUCCUGGUGUAUGACGUAACACGACGGGAUACUUUCACCAAGCUAGACAACUGGCUCAAUGAGCUGGAGACGUACUGUACAAGGAAUGACCUCGUCAAGAUGCUGGUCGGGAACAAAAUUGAUAAGGCACUAGAGUCUGCAACCACACUUGGCAAGUGGCACCACCAAGCAAGCGGCACCAUGAAGAUCAAGGAGCUCUCCAAACAGGUCAGGGACAAAGUUGUGGAGAAGUACAGAUCAGGGUUGGAUUAUUAUAUUAUUGUUGGCUGGCCCUCACUUCAUACUCGUCGCCAAACCCACUGGCUCCAUGUCAUCUACAAGACCCUGCUAGGUAAAGUCCCCCCUUAUCUCAGCUCGCUGGUCACCAUAGCAUAUCCCACCUGUAGCACACGCUCCAGCAGGUAUAUCUCUCUAAUCACCCCCAAAACCAAUUCUUUCUUUGGCCGCCUCUCCUUCCAGUUCUUUGCUGCCAAUGACUGGAACAAACUACACAAAUCUCUGAAACUGGAAACACUUAUCUCCCUCACUAGCUUUAAGCACCAACUGUCAGAGCAGCUCACAGAUUACUGCACCUGUACAUAUCCCACCUAUAAUUUAGCCCAAACAACUACCUCUUUCCCUACUGUAUUUAAUUUAUUUAUUUAUUUUUCUCCUUUGCACCCCAUUAUUUUCAUUUCUACUUUACACAUUCUUCCAUUGCAAAUCUACCAUUCCAGUGUUUUACUUGCUAUAUUGUAUUUACUUUGCCACCAUGGCCUUUUUUUGCCUUUACCUCCCUUAUCUCACCUCAUUUGCUCACAUCGUAUAUAGACUUGUUUAUACUGUAUUAUUGACUGUAUGUUUGUUUGACUCCAUGUGUAACACUGUGUCGUUGUAUGUGUCGAACUGCUUUGCUUUAUCUUGGCCAGGUCGCAAUUGUAAAUGAGAACUUGUUCUCAACUUGCCUACCUGGUUAAAUAAAGGUGAAAUAAAUAAAUUAAAAAUUAAAAAAAUAUCCAAACCUUUGAACAUCCCACGGAACACCAUUAAAUCCGUUAUUAAAAAAAUUGAAAGAAUGUAGCACCCCAACAAACCUGCCAAGAGAGGGACGCCCACAAAAACUCAUGGACUAGGCAAGGAGGGCAUUAAAAAGACAAAAGAUAACCCUGAAGGAACUGCAAAGCUCCACAUCGGAGUAUCUGCCCAUAGGACCACUUUAAGCCGUACACUCCACAGAGCUGGGCUUUAUGGAAGCGUGGCUAGAGAAAAAAAGCCAUUGCUUAAAACGCGUUCAGUGUUCACCAAAAGGCAUGUAGGAGACUCCCCAGACACAUGGAAGAAGGUACUCUGGUCAGAUGAGACUCAAAUUUAGCUUUUUAGCCAUCAAGUAAAACGCUAUGUCUGGCACAAAUCCAACACCCACACCACCCACACCAAAUCCAACACCCCGAGAACAACAUCCCCACAGUGAAGCAUGGUGGUGGCAGCAUCAUGCUGUGGGGAUGUUUUUCAUCGGCAGGGGCUGGGAAACUGGUCACAAUUGAAGGAAUGAUGGAUGGCGCUAAAUACAGGGAGAUUCUUGAGGGAAACCUGUUUCAUUGCUCCAGAGAUUUGAGACUGGGACGGAGGUUCACCUUCCAGCAGGACAAUGACCCUAAGCAUACAGCUCAAGCAACACUCAAGUGGUUUAAGGGGAAACAUUUAAAUGUCUUGGAAUGGCCUAGUCAAAACCCAGCCCUCAAUUGAGAAUAUGUGGUAUGACUUAAAGAUUGCUGUACACCAUCCAACUUGAAGGAGCUGGAACAGUUUUGCCUUGAAGAAUGGGCAGAAAUCCCAGUGGCAAGAUGUGCCAAGUUUAUAGAGACGUAUCCCAAGAGAUUUGCAGCUGUAAUUGCUGCAGAAAGUGGCUCUACAAAGUAUUGUCUAUGGGGGGGGUGAAUAGUUAUGCACGCUCAAGUUUUCAUUUUUUUGUCUUAUUUCUUGUUUGUUUCACACAAAAAUAUUUAGCAUCUUCAAAGUGGUAGGCAUGUUGUGUAAAUCAAAUGAUCCAAACCCCCCCAAAAAUCUAUUUUAAUUCCAGGUUGUAAGGCAACAAAAUAGGACAAAUGCCAAGGGGGGUGAAUACUUUCGUGUGUGUGGAUUUACACUUCAUAGAAGGAAAUCAGUAAAUUUAAAUAAAUAAAUGAGGCCCUCAUCUGUGGAUUUCAUAUGGCUGGGCAGGCCGUGGGUCGGCAUAGGCCCACUCACUAAGGAGCCAGGCCGAUCCAAUCAAAAUGAUGUUUUCCACACAAAAGUGCUUUAUUACAGACAGAAAUAUUCCUCAACACCCCUGGCUCGGAUACACAUACAAUUUUCUAAAACUACAUUGGAUUUGGUUUAUGGUAGAGAAAUUAACAUUAAAUUCUCUGGCCGUACCUCUGUUGGACAUUACUGCAGUCAGCAUGCCAAUUGCACACUCCGUCACCUUGAGACAUCUGUGCCAUUUUGUUGUGUGGCAAAACUGCACAUUUUAGUGGCCUUUUGUUGUCCCCAGCACAAGGUGCACCUGUGUUAUCAUGCUGUUUAAGCCAUUUUGAUUAUCUUGGCAAAGGAGAAACGCUCACUAACAGGGAUGUAAAUGAAUUUGUCUACAGAAUUUGAGCGAAAUAAGAUUUUUGUGCAUAUGGAACAUUUCUGGAAGCUUUUAUUUCAGCUCAUGAAAAAUAGUAACAACACAUUACAUUAAUUUUAUAUUUUUGCUAAGUAUAGAGUUUGUCAAAUCAGAGUGGUCUGGAAUCAGGGAGAAAUGUGUUAGUUUAUAAUUUACAGGUAACAAGGGAUUCCGUCCUGAGAAUGACAACACAUACUUUAUUGCAUACAUUAUACAAUUUGUGGAAUGCUUUGUAUUUACUUAUGAGGGUAACACUUUACAUUAAGUUUUUAUUUUAUACCUGUGUAGUAAUCCAGUAAAUACUACAAUAACAACUAGGGAUACACGAUAUAUCGGUGAACUUAUUGGAAUCGGCCAAUAUUAGCUAAAAAUGUCAAUCGGUAUCAGCCCGAUGUUAAAAGCCGAUGUCAAUGCUACCGUGCAUACCUAUAUAAUGUUGGUGGCGUAAUGACGCCACGUAAAAUUUUGUGCUACACGUGCAACACAAUAUUCUUAACCUAGCCCAGAAUGUCUGCUGUGUGGAUAGAGCAGUCAUUUGAAACAUUAAGAAAAUUUCAGCGAGACCACUCAUAGGUGAAAUCCAUUAAAGUCAAGAUAAUGGAAUUCCUUGCCCUUGACAAUCAACUGUUAUCUGUCGUGGGUAAUGUGCUUGACCAGUCAGCGGAAGCCAACCAGUACACACUACCAAGUGUGCUAUUUUUCAGAUGUUGCCCUACCGGAGUUACACAGUGAUAGCGUCACUGCUAUAAGCUUCACGACAUACAUACUAUGGAACACCGUUUGGGUCUUUGCGUGUCAAAAAAGAUACAGUAGCACUGUCAAAGCUGUACAAAAAAAGUCUGCAAACACCGGCCAGAAACGAUGUGUUUACAAUACUGCGUUGGUAAUAAAGCAUCAUUUGUUUGACCGCAACUUCUUGGGCAGCUAGCUUUAGCUUAGUACAUAGCUAGCACCAAUACAACCAGCCUGAAAACAAUGAGCAGUAGAAACUGCAGUCAUUUUCAUUAUUCUUAGCAAUGAUUUAGGAAUCCUUGUGACUAAGUAUUAGCUAGGUUGCCACUUGUUGUUCUCCUAUUGAAAUUGAACUUCAGUUCAUGAAAAUAAAUAGCUAGCCAGCUACUUAGCCCAAAGCUAAGGUUAUAAACAGCCAGCUAGCUUCAUCUGGCUAGUGAGGCUUGACCGGACUGGUUUAUGUGUUGUGAAGCUAGCCAUAAGGAUUAGGCCCAAUAGUGGAGGUUUUUUUUUUUUUUUUUUUUUUUUUACUAAUGCUACUGGAAAAAUAUAUAUUUUUAUGACCAGCACUGUUGGUGCAAUGUUACCAGCAUUAUAGCAUAUGUAUCGAUGAAUCGUUGUGCCAUAUGAAAUACAAAUGUACCAUUGUUGAAUUUAUUUCACCUUUAUUUAACGAGGUAAGUCCGUUAAGAACAAAUUCUUAUUUACAAUGACAGCCCAAAUGACACUGGGCGAAUUGUGCGUCGCCCUAUGGGACUCCCAAUCACGAGACGGAUGUGAUACAGCCUGGAUUCAAACCAGGGACUGUAGUGAUGCCUCUUGCACUGAGAUGCAGUGCCUUAGACUGCUGCAUCCGUGUGUGUUAACUAUUUAACUGUACUAGAAUGCUUAGAAGGUCGCAAAAAAAAAAACAUUUUAUAUUGGUAUCAGGGUUUUUUUCUCAAGGAAAUUAUCGGCUAUCGAUAUCGGCCAAAAAUGUCAUAUCGGUGCAUCACUAAUACUACAUGGGUAUGUUACCAAUUUGAGCUGGAAUGUAUUGUUAGUAAUAUUACCUCCCCCAUCCAGUUGUGCCCCAUUAAACUGAACUGAGAGAAGAGGUCUUAGUGUGUAUGUCCUCAUCAUAUUUUAACACAGUCCGAGCCCAUGUGAACAUUUUUAAAAACACUGCUGUGGGCCACAUGUUCUCUGGGUUUAGUUCCAUAAGUUUGUGUUCUUUUAAACAUAUAAUUACAUUGAAAUGUAUCCUGCUGCCUCUGUUGUAUUCAUGUCAUGCUCAUCUUCCACCAUUAUAUGUCCUUGGUUGUUGUUGUUGACCCUGUAGUAAUAACUUGAGUGACAUAAUUUACAGUACUGUGUAGUACUAGCCUUUGUCUGUGGGACUGACUGGACUACUAUGUUUCCUGUAUUUCCAGCCCAGUCAUAUUCCCCAUAGCUGACAGGUAUGCCGGACAGACCUCAUAAAAGAUGACUAUUCUUUG